CGUUCGGUUGGCUUUCGUGGGAAAAAGUUGAAUUAAUCUAAAUUUUCUGUGUUUUUCUUCAUUUUAAACACCGACCGAAGAUGGAUUACCGGCCAAACUUUAUCUGCUUCGAUCAGGUAUGUCGGAUUUGCAUGAAGAACAGCACCGAAUUGCAAUCGAUCUUCGGUCACCCGCAGGACAUCCCCGAACUUAUUCGGCUUCUGUCGAAAGUGGAGGUCUUGGAGGAUGAUGUACUCCCGAAGCAGAUCUGUUCGGAGUGCAUGAUCUUCGCGGGAAAUGCGGCAGAAUUCAAGGAACGUUGCAUUCAAUCGAACCGAACGUUGAGGGAAUACAUUUCGGAGAACGCGGAAGACCACAAGCAGUACUUUUUGAAAGAGGAGCCUGAUUUGGUGGGGGAGGAUGGAGACAGUAUUCCGCUGGGACCGGAAUUCAUCAAAUGUGAGAUUGAUGAGUCGAGCAGCGAAAAGCCUGAUGAGGGGGGCAAUGAUUUCGAGAUUGCCGAUGGUAUUGAUAGCGUUAGUGACGAGGAAGACGAUGAUCGGGAGGAGGAAGAGGAGAUUAGGAUUGAUCGGCGUAUUCGAAGACGCAGGACGCGGAACACGGUAAUUGAUGAUUCGGAUGAUGAACCGCUGAUAUCGAAGAGAAGGAAAAGCGAAAACCAUAGCUGCACGAUGUGUGAUGAAAAGUUUAGAAACAAGGCUCACAUCAAAUUUCAUAUGCAAAGCGAUCAUGCUGAUGAGAAAACUUCCAAGGAAGAUAAGAUUCGUCAGUGUUUUUACUGUCCGAAAGCGUACUCAAAUUACGAGUAUCUGAAGAUUCAUUUGAACUUCCAUCCCAGGAACGAAUGGACAUGUCCGAUGUGCGGCAAGGAAAUGAAGAACAAAGGUAAAUUCAUCGAUCAUUUGAGGAUGCAUGCCAACGAACGCCAUUACAGAUGUGAUAUAUGUGAGAAAGAUUUCACAUCGCACAAGUACAUCGCCAACCACAUGAAGAUGCACAAGCGGAAGGGUGAAAAGAGUAGUACAUACAACUUUGAAGAUUCUAGUGAUAGCGAUUACGAUCCAGUGGAAGAUGAUAAAGAGGAGGAGGAGGAGGAUGAGGAAGAGGAACUGAAUCUGUCGGACAAAGAGGACACGAUUCAGAGUGCCUACCAGUUGAAUCCGGAUGCUCCGAAAAAUUGUCCGGUGUGUAACGAAACGUUCGAAAAAGUGACGUACGUGAAGUUUCAUCUGGAGAGUGAACAUAUUCCCCUAGAUGAAUCCACUCCAAAAGUCCACCAUUGCGUAACGUGUAAGAAAAAUUACAUGACAUUCGAUCAUCUCAUGAACCACAUGAAACUACAUGCGGAGAAGAUUUGGAGCUGCCCGGAAUGCAAGAAGCAAUUUCGCCGUCUCGAUAAAUACAAGGAUCACCAGAAGAUCCACCAGAAUGAUCGUACCUUCCUGUGCGUGUACUGUGGUAAGGAUUUCCCUACGACCAAGUACAUGAACCGCCACUUGCAGACUCACAUCAAGGAGAAGGUUCAAAAACCGGAAGAGGAGUUCGAGUGUGAAGUUUGCGGAAAGAAGAUGAAAUACAAAUCAAACUACACCAACCAUAUGAAAACCCACGGACCGGCGCAUGUCAAACCGAUCAAGCAGGAUCCGGAGUCACCCCCCAAGAAGAUCUAUCUGUGCAGUAUAUGUGGCCGAAAUUGUGGCUCUUCCAGUAAUUUAACGGUACACAUGCGGCGCCAUAAUGGACAAGCCAUCUGUUCCUGUUCAGUUUGCGGCAAAGGAUAUCCCCGUAAGGCUGAUUUAGUUAUGCACAUGCGAAGACAUACAGGUGAAAAACCAUACGAAUGUUCGACAUGCGGUCGAGGCUUCGCCAGAAGAGACAAAUUGCGAAUACACAUUCGAACGCACACCGGAGAGAAACCAUAUGCUUGUCCUUGUGGACGGGCAUAUGCUCAGAAAAACGAUCUCAAAACUCACCAGAAGCGCAACACGUGCGGUCAAAACUUUGACAUCACAAAGUUAAUGGCUCCCUAUCAGACAUCGAUCUGUGUACGGCCGCAGCCUCAUCCGGUGCCACCUCCUCCAAGGGAACCUCCCGCCCCACCUGUACCGGUCGCCUCCAGCACGGUAGUGAUUGCCCCGACCAUUCAACCAUACGCCAACACCAACUCCGUAUAUUCCACGGUUACACAACCGAUGACCAGUGGUGGGACUGCCGGAACACCCGGUAUGCCCAGUGUGCCUCCGUCACCGCAUCACGAUCUGAGCAGAAUGUCCGACUCGGUUCCGAACAGUCCCGUCGAUCUGAUGACUCAUCGGCAUCCUUUUGCGCCGUUCCCCGGUGGUGGUGUUGGCAAUAUGAUGCCGAACUACUCUAAUCCGUAUCAACAGCCCAAGGUCGAUAUGUGCAAUCAGUGAGUGCAUUUCUUUUUUAAAUCUUUGACUCUCAUUCGCUGCGAAAUGGUGGAGAUUUUUAACUCUUAGUUUUUAUUUAUAUUAAUGCCGUACGAUAAAUAGGCAAUAAGCAAUAAACUUGAUGCAUAAGGCAUUA
This is a messenger RNA of Ochlerotatus camptorhynchus, 2547 nucleotides long. Its product is annotated as zinc finger protein 572-like. Gene Ontology annotation, molecular function: RNA polymerase II cis-regulatory region sequence-specific DNA binding; zinc ion binding; DNA-binding transcription factor activity, RNA polymerase II-specific. Gene Ontology annotation, biological process: regulation of transcription by RNA polymerase II. NCBI's taxonomy places the organism in Eukaryota, Metazoa, Arthropoda, Insecta, Diptera, Culicidae. The coding region runs from base 81 to 2414 and encodes 777 amino acids. The record is from RefSeq and is a predicted model, not a curated record. Gene Ontology annotation, cellular component: nucleus. The transcript has 9 exons.